ACAGAUCGAGAAGAGGGGAGGAGAUCAGAAAAGAAAAGAAGGGAGGAGAAUGGAGGUCGCGGCUGGAGAUCUGCCUCACCGCUAGGCUGCUCGUCCACAUCGUCAUCAAGCUCGAGUAUUUGUUCUGCAUCUUCCCGAUCCGGCUUCCUCUGCUUCUCCUGCUUCGCCGCUUCAACAACUUGGCGAAAAAUCUCUGAACCCUCUUCUACAGCAGCUCUUUGGUGACGAAGUCCAACCACUCUUUCCCUUCCCUUGCUCUUUUGCUGAUCUUGUUGUACUUGCAUUUGGAAAGAUAAAUCGUGUGAAACUUGCUGCUGUUCGUGUUGCUUCUUGUAAGACAGAAACCUGCAAGAAUUUGAUAACCUGUGUUUUGUUAGCCCUCUUGCUUCCUCAGUUCUUUAGUUUCAGUAAUUAGUGAGUCAUAUCUUUACUGUUUGUUAUUAUUUCAGAAAAAUACCAAAAACAUUAGACAAGUUUAUUUUUCUGUUCGUGGUUCAUAUAGUUUCUUUGUGCUGUCCGUAAUUUAGAUUCAGAAUAAACCUAUUACUUGAGUUCACUAAAGUGCAGUCCAGAGCUUUUUUGUCACUACUUUUAAACACCAGUUUAUGUGAGUCUAGCUUUGGGAGUUUGCUUAAUAUUUGUAACUCAAUCCCUGUGGAGAGAACGACAUAUCACUGUAAAUUUUGCAUCGAUCACCAUGUAUAUUUCAAUGCGGAAGAGUUCAAAGUUAAGUGUUCAUGCCGCGUUCAGAGGUAUUAUCUGUAGGCAUGUUUUAUCUGUGCUUACUCACAAGAAAAUAAAGCAGUUUCCUUCACAAUACAUCCCAGAUCGGUGGAGAAAAAAUAUGAAAAGAAAACAUAACUUUGUCCGGUGCACAUAUGGCGGAAUGGAAGACACUCCCAUUGCAAAACAGUUUGAUAAGUUGUGCAAUGUUUUCUUCCCCUUUGCAGAGAUAGGUGCCAUGUCAGAGGAGUCAUGCAAUGCUUUGAUUGAACAGAUUCACAAUCUGAAAAUUCAACCUUCUAGUAACUCAAGUUUUGAAAAUAACAACGAACAGCUUGGUACACAGGAAGGUGGUGCACCAUCGAAUGGGGAGACAACAAGUAAAAUUAUACUAAGUACAAUAGCUGUUAGAUGUGCUGGACGUCCGCCUUCAUUGAGAAAAGAGUCUAAGGUUGACAAGAUUAUUCGUGAAGCAAGAGAAAAGAAGAAAAAAGGCGAACAAAGGGAGAAGAAGAAAGCUACACAAAAGGAGAAGAAGAAAGCCGAACAAGAGACUCGUGCUAUGAAAUUGAAAAAUAAAAGAAGCAAUGCAAAAAGAAAAUCAUCUCAGAAUGACAUUCUUCAACAAGAGGAGAUGGAACAUGAGGGAUCAAUUAGUUUGGGCACUAGUGGCGAAAUGAACCCAACCAUGACAGCCGGAGUACCAUAUGGGGCAAUUGAGGAAUCAUCGGUCGUUAUUAUGCCCCCAAUUAUUGGAAAAUAUACAAGCAUGUUGUUUCAAAUUCAGCAAAGUUCUUCUGCUAUAUCCAGAUCUCCACAAUUAACUUUUGAUGGAAUUGGAGGGCUCAAAGAUACGAUGGAUCAAAGAUAAACAUUAGUUGUGUUAUUUAAUGAUUUUGGAUGCAGUCCUUUUUUUGCAUCUGGCAACUGUAAUGUAUAAUAACUACGAGUAUCUCGUAGGCUUUAUUGUUUAGUUGACAUUAUCUUCUACACACCAUGGUACCUUGAUCUGA
Molecule: messenger RNA, 1736 nt
Organism: Brachypodium distachyon (stiff brome)
Lineage: Eukaryota; Viridiplantae; Streptophyta; Magnoliopsida; Poales; Poaceae
Exons: 4
Coding region: 698-1594 (298 amino acids)
Source: RefSeq, a predicted model, not a curated record